GAGAGAGAGAGAGAGGAGAGAGAGAGAGAGAGAGAGAGAGAGAGAGAGAGAGAGAGAGAGAGAGAGAGAGAGAGAGAGAGAGAGAGAGAGAGAGAGAGAGAGAGAGAGAGAGAGAGAGAGAGAGAGAGAGAGAGAGAGAGAGAGAGAGAGAGAGAGAGAGAGAGAGAGAGAGAGAGAGAGAGAGAGAGAGAGAGAGAGAGAGAGAGAGAGAGAGAGAGAGAGAGAGAGAGAGAAGAGAGAGAGAGAGAGAGAGAGAGAGAGAGAGAGAGAGAGAGAGAGAGAGAGAGAGAGAGAGAGAGAGAGAGAGAGAGAGAGAGAGAGAGAGAGAGAGAGAGAGAGAGAGAGAGAGAGAGAGAGAGAGAGAGAGAGAGAGAGAGAGAGAGAGAGAGAGAGAGAGAGAGAGAGAGAGAGAGAGAGAGAGAGAGAGAGAGAGAGAGAGAGAGAGAGAGAGAGAGAGAGAGAGAGAGAGAGAGAGAGAGAGAGAGAGAGAGAGAGAGAGAGAGAGAGAGAGAGAGAGAGAGAGAGAGAGAGAGAGAGAGAGAGAGAGAGAGAGAGAGAGAGAGAGAGAGAGAGAGAGAGAGAGAGAGAGAGAGAGAGAGAGAGAGAGAGAGAGAGAGAGAGAGAGAGAGAGAGAGAGAGAGAGAGAGAGAGAGAGAGAGAGAGAGAGAGAGAGAGAGAGAGAGAGAGAGAAGAGAGAGAGAGAGAGAGAGAGAGAGAGAGAGAGAGAAGAGAGAGAGAGAGAGAGAGAGAGAGAGAGAGAAGAGAGAGAGAGAGAGAGAGAGAGAGAGAGAGAGAGAGAGAGAGAGAGAGAGAGAGAGAGAGAGAGAGAGAGAGAGAGAGAGAGAGAGAGAGAGAAGAGAGAGAGAGAGAGAGAGAGAGAGAGAGAGAGAGAGAGAGAGAGAGAGAAGAGAGAGAGAGAGAGAGAGAGAGAGAGAGAUUUUGGUGUUCUUCGAUCUGCCUAGUCAUUUUCAAAAAUUGUAA
Messenger RNA from Penaeus chinensis, 981 nucleotides. RefSeq names its product octapeptide-repeat protein T2-like. Lineage: Eukaryota; Metazoa; Arthropoda; Malacostraca; Decapoda; Penaeidae. The transcript is spliced from 3 exons. The annotation marks the transcript as partial. The record is from RefSeq and is a predicted model, not a curated record.